This is a messenger RNA of Parascedosporium putredinis, 4623 nucleotides long. The record is from the annotation of a GenBank genome assembly. NCBI's taxonomy places the organism in Eukaryota, Fungi, Ascomycota, Sordariomycetes, Microascales, Microascaceae.
AUGCCUCCUCCUCCUCCUCACCCAGCUGUUGGCAAUGCCAAGAGAUCCCCGUGGCAGCGAUCAUACAGCACACCUGUACCCAACAGGCUCGAGAGGACCCCUUCAACCAUUUCCGAGGCGACGAGGAAAAAGCUCGAAAAGCUCAAGUUCCGCCACAAAUCCGACUCGCCUGCUGCUGCCGCCGCCGCCGCUCCUACGCCUCACGACUCUGACAAGGAAAACUCCAAACCUAAUACUAAUCAUGCUAGACCCUGCGAGAAUGAAACGAACGUGACGGGGAAGCCGACCUCAACUCCUGUCAACACGACCGAAGACGCGGCGAAGCCACCCCAAUCGCGUGAGCCAGCCCCCGACGACGAUUUGCACAGGUCCCCGGAUGAUAAAGUCAUGUGGGCCGCAGCAUUGCAAGACGACCGCGAGCUGUAUAUGCCGCUAGGCGGCGUCGUCCGUCGCAGAAAAGGCAGGAAGAGGGCGAGGAGCUCGUCGCCGACUUCAUCACCCAUAACUAAGGUGAACUCGCCGGCGGUGAAUAUCAAGAAGCUCGCCCAGGCUCUCAGGUCUCCUCAUCCCGACCCUACUCUGGAAUUGUGGGACCGCUAUACUUUCAAGGGCGGUAUACGCGACGGUUCUCCUCAAGAAAGGGGUGGUGGCGAUCUCGCCGAUUUUCUCGUGGCAUCCUCGCCGAGGCCCCCUGCGGAAGGUGUGGGCAUGACGCCGCAAAGGGAGUCUGCGCUACGCCGAGCUGUCGCGUCCAGCCGCCUGCACUUUAACAAAAGGCGGAAGGUUGAGGCGGAUGGCUCACCUACGUACAUGACUGGCGGCGGCGGCGGUCCUUCUAAAUACUCGUUGGUUACCUCGCUUCUUGACUCCGUUACCUCUAGUAUGCAAGAGGCGCCCCAGAACCAGGACCAAAGCCCUCUUCACCUGAGAGAGGGCCAAGCGAACCCGACCCGCCAUGAUAGCCCCUCCCCUCAACCGAAACAGCUGAGUGCCUCCGCCGGCGGUCAUACCCAGCUACCGACCGCGGAUAACGAUUACGAUGACGACGACUUCGACGACGACAUGCUCAUGGAGAUCGAUGCUAGUAUAGAAUCGGCAGGGAUUUCCGCUUCCCAUACCACCCCCAAACAAGCAGCUCGCGCACCCAGCAGGUCUCCCCGCAAGUCCCCGAGAAAGCAAACCAACCCACCCAAGACACCCGCGGCCGCGAAUAUUCUCGACGACCAGGAAGACGGCAAUGAUGAUGACGAUGAUUAUGGCCUUGACGACAUUGAUGAUGACGUGUUUGUUUUGGCUGAGCAGGCUGUAGUCAAGGAACCCGUCCCAGUGGUGGAGGUGGACCUUGUGAGCCAGUGGGGCCACGCGCCAGCGCCAGAAAAGAGCGUGGUGGUUGAAGAAGACCUGUUAGACGACGAUCUAGGCGACGAUGACGACUGGAAUGCAGUGGAACUAGCUGCUACACAGGCAGCGGCUAGCCAGGCUGUAUUCCAGGACAUUCCGAAGCUAUCGAACGCCGUCGGGUCGAUUCCUCGUGCCCAAAAGUCUAGGACAAUCCAAAGGUACCUAGUCACCUCCGUCAUCGAAAGCGAUUAUGUCGACAAGCAUGGAAGAGAGCUUCCAGAAAAGAUGCUCCUCCUCGAAGUUGAGAGCACGGAGUUUGACAGGACUGGUCGGUGUGUCAUCGACGAUGACCAGAACAUCUUGAUCCUUGACCCCGAUCAACUCAUCUCGGCGACCGUCGUGGCCGAUUCUUUUGGCUGUAUGCGCCGCGCUGUGCUUCAAGAGCGUGUCAAGGCUACGAGCGACCCAACCCCGCCCCUUGUCUACGGAACCCUUUUGCACGAACUCUUUCAAGAGGCUCUCACAGCAGGGCGGUGGGACGAGAAAUUUCUCACCGACGCGAUUGCCGCAAUCACGGAGAAGCAUGUUCAAGAUUUAUACACCAUCAAGGUGGACUUGCCAGCUGCUCGCCAACACCUUCAGUCCAAGAUGGGCGAGCUCAUGAACUGGGCUAGGACUUUUGUCGCGCCGUUCCCUCGACUUCUCGAUGUCGAAGAGCACGUCUGGUCACCCAUGUAUGGACUCAAGGGAAACAUUGACGCUACUGUCGAAGUCACUCUGAGGGACGGGCACCAGAUCCAGACGUUGACGGUGCCUUUCGAGGUCAAGACUGGAAAGCACGUGAGCGCCAACCACGCAGCUCAAACUGCUCUCUAUAAUCUGCUCCUGUCUGAUCGAUACGAUAUCAACAUCGCUUCCGGACUUCUAUAUUACAUGGAAUCGUCCGUCACCAUGCGUGUGCCGACUAUCAGGCGGGAGAUCUUGCACAUGAUCAUGCAGCGCAACCGACUCGCCUCGUAUAUCCGCAAACGAGAGAUUAACCUGCCGCCCAUGGCAAAGAAGCAGAACCUAUGUGGGAGGUGCUAUGCUCAAACCUCUUGCUUCAUCUAUCAUAAACUGGCGGAUGAGGGCGAUGGGGAAACCAGCGGAAUGGGUACCAAGUUCAACGAAGUUGUCAAGCAUCUCACACCGGCCCACCGCGACUUCUUCGUCAAGUGGGAGAACCUGUUGACUGCGGAAGAGAAGGAGAGUCGCCGGUUGAAGCGCGAGCUCUGGACCAUGCUCAGCACGGCCCGCGAAAAGGUUGGACGCUGCUUCUCGGAUGUGAUUAUUGACAAGGUCCUGGAGCAGACGGAUCACUCCAAGAUCAACAAGUUCCAGUAUUCGUUUACCAAAGGCUCCCCUACCCCAGACUUCUCCUUCCUCGAGUCGCAAAUCGCCGUCGGCGAGCCCGUGGUCGUGUCGGAUGAGCAAGGCCACUUCGCCUUGGCCCUGGGCUAUGUCACGUCAGUUCGGAAGAACCGCAUCACGCUCGCGGUGGAUAGGCGGCUUCACAACUCACGAAUUCGACAGCCUGGGUUUGACGAGGUUGAUAACCAAGUCUUUACUGGUAUCAUGGACGUCAAUGCACAGGCUGGUCAGGAUUCCUCCAGCACCGCCAACAGUCCGCCGUCGAUCCGAUACCGAAUCGACAAGGAUGAGUUUAGCAAUGGCAUGGUUGUCGUUCGGAACAACAUUGUCCAAAUCAUGGCCGACGGCGUCUUCGGGUCCCAGCAGAUCCGGCGCCUCGUCGUGGAUCUGGAGAAGCCGCAGUUCAAAACGACACCCACGCAAAAGGUGAUGAGUGCGCAGGACUACGCCCUCGUUCUCGGUAUGCCGGGCACUGGCAAGACGACUACGAUUGCGCACAUUAUACGCGCUCUGACCGCGCAAGGCAAGAGCGUCCUGCUCACGUCUUAUACGCACACGGCUGUGGACAACAUUCUGCUGAAACUCAAGACGGACAAGAUUAACAUUCUUCGUCUCGGUGCUCCAGUUAAAGUGCAUCCAGAGGUGCAAGAGUUUGUCACCCUUGCCGGAAACCCCAUGACAUCUUUUGAGCAGAUCCACGAGGCAUGGCAUGGUACCCCUAUUGUGGCGACCACCUGUCUCGGGAUCAGCCAUCCGAUUUUCAACGAGCGAACCUUUGAUUACUGCAUCGUCGACGAGGCGUCCCAGAUUACCCUGCCUGUCUGCUUAGGGCCAAUUCAACAAGGAAGCGCGCGAGGGGGACUCGACAUUUCGCUUUUCAAACUUUUAUCCGAUACCCACCCGGACAGCGUCGUCAACCUCGAGCAUCAAUACCGGAUGAACGAGGACAUUAUGACUCUGAGCAAUACCCUCAUCUAUGAUGGGAGGCUCCGCUGCGGUACCGAGGAGUUGCGAACCAAGAGCCUGGAGGUGACAAACAUGGCGGCUCUAGGGCGGCUACACUACAACGCCACCGACCUCGCAGCCCCGUCGAUGGCGCCCACCUCGGUCUGCACUGGCGGGCCCCUAUGCUGGCUCCGGCAGGCGCUCGAACCGGAAGCUCGCGUCGCAUUUCUCAACACUGAUACGAUUGCUCCCCGGAUUUGCGAGGAGGCCAAGGGAAAUCGUAUCGUCAACCCGUCCGAGGCCCAAAUUGUGACGCAGCUCGUAGAGUCGCUCAUUGCCGUCGGCGUGCCGACCUCGGAGAUUGGGGUCAUGACACACUACCGGUCCCAGCUAUCCCUGCUCAAGCACGCACUUCGCCACACGAGCGUCGAGAUGCACACAGCCGACCGUUUCCAGGGCCGCGACAAGGAGGUCAUCGUGCUCUCUCUCGUACGUUGCAACGAGAACAGCAACAUUGGCGAUUUACUCAAGGACUGGCGCCGUAUCAACGUCGCCUUUACCCGCGCCAAGACGAAGCUCCUCGUUGUCGGUAGCAAGGCGACGCUUGGGGGCGCGGGGAAGGAGAUGGUGGCGCGCUUCGUGCACCUCAUGGAGGAACGAUCGUGGAUCUUGGACCUGCCAGCGGAUGCGCUGGGGAGCCACCACUUUGAUGAAAACCUAACGCAGAGCCUGACGCAGUGGAAGACGCCCCGCAAGGCUGGUGCCGGACUGUCCCCUGGCAAGCGGAGAAGUCCCCCGGUAAGGCCACGUCCCCCAACGGCCACGGACACGGGCCCCGAAAGAGGCUGUUUGGCCAGGUGGGCGCAGGCAAGGAGAAUGCAAGCGUACAGCAACGGACAGGCCCUAAAAGGUGGGCCUGAGCGAUAA